AUCAACAUGCGACUGCAUUCUCUUCUCGCCACGCUGCCCUUCACAGCAGCAGCCCUAACCUCCUCCAACAUCGUCAACCAGACCACCUGCGGCAACACCACCUACACCUACGUCGGCCUCGAAGGCUACGGCUUCGUACCCUCCAACGCCACCGACAAAUAUGGCGACACCAUGGGAGGCUUUGGCAGCUCGGCCGCCUUCGACCUGGCCACCUGGCGUCGCACCGGCCUCAACUCCUACACCGGUAUUCUCUACACCCUUCCAGACCGCGGCUGGAACACCAACGGCACCCUCAACUUCCAACCACGCAUCCAUACCUUCAACCUCACCCUUCACCUGGCCCCCAAUGCCUCCUCAUCCCACCCCUCCCCUCCCAACAUCCACCUCCACUAUCUCGACACCCUCCUCCUCACCGGACCAGACAACCAACCCCUAACCGGCCUUGACGCCUCCUUCACCGGCACCUCCAGCUACCCCAACUUGCCUCCCCUCCCCAUCGCCGUCUACACCGGCGAUGGCUUCGGUGGCCCCGGCCCCGGAGGCCACCGCAUCCCACUGGACUCAGAAGGCCUGGCCCUGCCCGCUCAUGACCCCUCGCACAUCUGGAUCUGCGACGAAUACGGCCCCUACAUCUACAAAUUCAACAAACACACCGGCCAAAUGGUCCAAGCCAUUCAACCUCCCCCAGCCUAUCUCCCCCGUCGCAACUCCACCCUCAGCUUCAGCGCCGACAGCCCCCCAAUCUACAACCCCUCCCUAACCCCCUCCCCAGCGGACCCCGAUCCCGGUCGCGACAACAACCAAGGCUUCGAAGCCCUAACCAUCUCCCCCGACGGCCGCAAACUUUACACUCUCCUCCAAUCAGCCCUCAACCAAGAAGGUGGCCUGAAAAAGACAUCCCGCAAUCAGGCCAGACUCCUCCAAUACGACAUCUCCUCCGGCAUCAACGCCACCUACGAACAUUCCUACGUAGUCACUCUCCCCAAAUACCACAACCCCACUAAAGACGAAAAGGUCGUCGCAGCACAAUCUGAAAUCCACCUCCUCCCAACAGGCGACUUUCUCAUCCUAGCGAGAGACUCUGGCUUCGGACACGGCCAAUCAAACUCCUUAUCCGUCUAUCGUCACGCAGAUAUCUUCCACAUUGGUUCCAACACCACGGACCUGAAAUCUCUAACGGGUGUAGAUUCCCCUAACGGAACCAUCGCCUCCAAAAAGGGAACCUUGAAUCCUGGCAUCACGGCUGCAGAAUACUGCCCUUUCCUUGAUUACAAUAUCGAAGACCAGCUCGCUAGAUUCGGCCUUCAUAACGGCGGACCGCAGGAUCAGUGGUUGUUGAAUGAAAAAUGGGAGAGUUUGGCGCUGGUGCCGGUGGACCCGGACAGUGAUAGCACCGAGUAUUUUGUGUUCAGUAUUAGUGAUAAUGAUUUUAUUACGCAGGAUGGGUAUAUGAAUUUCGGUCGCUUCAGGUAUGCUGAUGCAUCAGGGUAUAAUUUGGAUAAUCAGGUGUUGGUGUUUAGGAUUCGGUUUUAG
This is a messenger RNA of Aspergillus sclerotioniger CBS 115572, 1533 nucleotides long. Its product is annotated as esterase-like/phytase family protein. The record is from RefSeq and is a predicted model, not a curated record. Lineage: Eukaryota; Fungi; Ascomycota; Eurotiomycetes; Eurotiales; Aspergillaceae. Bases 7 to 1533 code for a protein of 508 amino acids. The transcript is spliced from 3 exons.